GUAAAAAAAAAAAACCCAAAAUCAGUUCUUUUGUCUUUUUUCUUCACACAGAUGCGAGUCGAAGAACCCUCAUCAAUCGCCAUCUCUCCAAAAAAGGAAAAUGCAUCCUCUGUCCUCUUCACCAUCAUCUCCGUCACCGUUAUCUAACGCCGACAGCAGUGUGUCAGCGGAGCGCCGUCUACGUGAGGCAGAGGAGCGUUUAAGAGAGGCAAUUGAAGAGCUUCAACGCCGUCAACGUCGUGCACGUAGUAUUUACCCGCCUUGUGACCAUGCUGAUGAAUCAUCAUGCGUUGCUAAUGCUAUUGGUAAUGUUUGUCAGAGUUUUCUUCUCUCUUAUGGUGUCCGUGUUGGUAUUGGAAUACUCCUCCGCGCUUUUAAACUCGCUCGUCGACACUCUUAUUCCUCCUUACUUGAUCUCAAGCAACUUGUCUCUGAAAAAGAUCUAAUUGUAAGAGAGGAAGCAUGUCGAAUUGGUCUGCUCUUUGGGGGAUUUACUGGUUCCUAUCAUGCUCUAAGAUGCUUGCUAAGAAAGCUGAGAAGAAAAGAGACACCCUUAAAUGCAAUUUUAGCAGGUUCAGUGGCAGGUCUGUCUAUUUUAGCAUUAGAUGAUUCCAACAGGCGGCGGACUCUUGCCUUGUAUCUUCUGGCAAGGCUAUCACAGUGUGCGUAUAAUUCUGCCAAAUCCAAGAACCGGUUUCAUCUCUGGGGAAGUCACUGGAGUCAUGGAGAUUCUUUACUCUUUGCAUUGGCAUGUGCCCAGGUUAUGUACUCCUUCAUAAUGCGUCCUGAGAGCCUUCCGAAAGCAUAUAGAGAUUUCAUUCAGAAGACUGGGCCAGUUGCAGCACCAGUCUACAAAGCUGUUAAGGAUUGCUGUAGAGGCUCUCCAGUUGAUGUUGCUUCAUUACAUGCCUAUUUGUCCAAAGCAAAGGGUUCUACUACCAUGAAGUUGGAAGAAUUUCCCUCUAUUAUACCGUGCUCUGUAAUUCACCCAGGGACCAAGUCUUGCUUAGUUCAUGAUGCUAAUGCAGCAGCAGCAACUUUCCGGAAAACAUUUCCUCUUUACUUCUCUUUGACUUUUGUGCCCUUUGUCGUUCUACGCUUGCAGAAGUUUAUGGAUGCUCCUACACGCACCUGUUGGUAUGCUCUUACAGGGGCUGUUCGCUCGACAACCUUCUUGUCCGCCUUUGUUGGAAUCUUCCAGGCUGUCAUAUGUUCUCACCGGAAGGUGGCAUCAAAGGACCAUAAGCUUGUAUAUUGGGUAGCUGGGGCUCUUUCGGGCCUCUCUGUGUUGCUGGAGAAGAAAGCUAGACGUGGAGAACUUGCCUUAUAUGUUCUUCCUCGAGCUGCAGAUUCUUUGUGGUAUAUACUAGUGAAUCGCCAUUUGCUUCCGGAUAUCAAGAAUGCAGAGGUGCCCUUGUUUUGUGCCUGUAUGGGGGGUAUUAUGUACUACCUGGAGCACGAACCAGACACCAUGGCUCCCUUCCUCAGAGGCCUGAUCCGCCGCUUCCUUGCUAGCAGAAUCAGCAAUCCUGCUCCACCAUCAAAUAGAAGUGCCUCCUAUACAUAUCUACACACUCUCGAUGCCAUGAAGGAGCCAAAAAUGCCAGAAAACCGAGAGGCUGAAACUUUAACUGCAGAGAAAUACAAUCUUGAAUCAAUACCAGGACUUUGAGCAACUUUUUGACGCUCAGGCCAUGUUUUUUCCAUUCAUCAUCCCAUUUCAUAUUGGUUACCUGGCAGCUAUUGCAUGUUCAUUUUGAUUAAAAUAGAACUCUGGUCAAGCUUAUAUUCCCCCCUCUUCUUUACAUAAUUGAUCCAUGGCAUAAAAUUCUCAUUGUAUGUAGGUGAAAGCCAGUAAUUCUGGUGAGAUAGAAUCUAAUCAGAUCUUGUAAAUAAAUGUAGCUUACCAAUAGAUUUUGCUAACCUGGUGGUCAGUUUUAACUGCUGCAGUAGAUAGAACUUUAUUCUA
Lycium barbarum (goji berry) is the source of this 1969-nucleotide messenger RNA. RefSeq lists its product as uncharacterized. The record is from RefSeq and is a predicted model, not a curated record. NCBI's taxonomy places the organism in Eukaryota, Viridiplantae, Streptophyta, Magnoliopsida, Solanales, Solanaceae. The transcript has 8 exons. The coding region runs from base 101 to 1672 and encodes 523 amino acids.